GGCGGCCUCCUGGAUGAAGUCGAGCCGCUGAGGCCCGACGAGCUGGAGCGGCUGGCCGGCUGUGAGGAAGACGAGACAGGGUGGUUAUAUACCUCACCAAAGAAAAAAGUGACCCCAGUGCAGAAAUCAGUUAGUCCACUAGUUUGGUGUAGGCAGAUAUUGGAUUACCCAACUCCAGAUAUUGAAAGUGCUAAAAAGUCAUUGAUCCACAGGCUUGAACAAACAAUGUCAGCCCUCAAGAGACACAGUCUGUACAGUAAUCCAUUCAGCACUGUCAAUUACGCAAACUCUUAUAGUCCAAACACUGGCAGUCCCUACAACAGUAGCUACAACUCCCCUUCCUCCACACCAGUGAAACCUCCUUUAGUAAAACAGCUUAUUCUUCCUGGAAACUCAGGUCUCCGGCAAGAAUAUGCAGCUACUGCUUCUCGGCGCAGUUCUGGUUCUUCAUGCAGUUCUAUGAGGCGAGGUACCUUUAGUGACCAAGAACUUGAUGCACAGAGCUUAGAGGAUGAUGAAGACAGCUGUCACCACGCGGUGCAUCCGGCUGUGAACCGAUUCUCUCCGUCACCACGCAACUCACCACGGCCUUCCCCAAAGCAGUCUCCGAGGAAUUCUCCCAGGUCACGUUCGCCCGCUCGAGGAAUUGAGUAUAGUAGAGUGUCACCCCAGCCAAUGAUUAGCCGCUUGCAACAGCCUCGUCUUUCUCUUCAAGGCCAUCCCGCUGAUUUACAGACUAGUAAUGUCAAAAACGAAGAAAAACUAAGGCGUAGUCUUCCAAACCUAUCCAGGACAUCUAACAUCCAAGUUGAGUCUGUGAAAAACAGUAGAAGUGACUCAAACUUUCAAGUGCCAAAUGGAGGAAUACCUCGUAUUCAACCUCAACCCUCAGCCACUCUGCAAAGGCAGAAAAAUUUGCCCCGUGUUGCCUUCAAAACCAAACAGCUACUUCAUACUCCAGCUACCAAAGGAGUACCUUCUCCCAGUAAGUUCCGGUCUCCAGCAGCACCAUCUCCUCUGGCUCUGAGGCAGCCAGUCAAGGCGUUUAGCAACCACGGACCUAGUUCUGCUGUUCCAGAAGCCACCCAGCUAACACACAGCAGCUCUUCACCAGGGCCUUUAGCAGCUUCCAGUUCAGUCUCUCCAAGCCCAGUCAACAGCAUCAACAGUGCUACGCUUACAAGACCUGCAGGGACGACAGGGAUGAGAAGUGGUUUGCCAAGACCCAGUGCCCCCUCCCCUGGGGGCAUACCAGUGCCUCGCAGCAAACUCGCACAGCCUAUUCGCAGGACAUUGCCAGCACCCAAAACCUAUAGCAACAUGAAAGACGAGAGCUGGAAGGAUGGCUGCUACUGAACUGCAAAUAGCUCAGCAAGUACUCCUUCACCAGGCGAAAUGACAGAUCGAUAUGCAGACUGAUCAGAUAAGACUUUGGGGGGUUUGUAAAUCCCUAGACCUCUCUGUCCUUAAUUAGCACAAACUGGCAGAGAUUAUAAAACAGCACUUUAAUGACAUUAACAUCAGAUACUUUGUGAUCACUCAAAUCACUUCUACAUUAAUCAUUUUUUCACCUCUGGAGAGCCCCAACCCCUUCUUGCUUCUUAAAAAUUGUUACAAAUACUCACAUGGAUAAAAUGGCCAACAUCUGGGCAUAUACCUAACCUAACAAAAUGCCAAAGAAAUGUCCAUCCAGGGGAAAAAGCAGCAUGUAAAAGAGUAAAUUAAAACUUUCCAAAACCUCACAUGUGAUUUGGUUUGGUUUGAUUGCAGCAAAAUGCACUGUUUGAAGAAAUAGUAUGUACACGUUAACUUAUUAAUCAAAGCAAAAAAAUAUAUUGGGGAUUGUCAUGUGUUACUAUGCUAGCGAGAUGGUUUAAGACAAUUGUGGACAGUUCGGAUGGAGAAAAUGUAGCCACAAUAGGGCAGUAACUUCUGGAGUCCCCCUAUGAGAGCGGUAGGGAAGCUGUGCUGUUUUACCUUUUUUUUAAAAAGCAGUCUGGAUGCCUUUAGUUCCCUCCCUAACCUGGGUGGGAUAUGUUGCAUCCUUUUACACUGACGUAUCUGGUUCUGUGCUAUUUUAUUUGGAUUGCCAAAAAGGGCUUUUGUAUCAGUUGUACAAUCUUUCUAAACCUUACAGUUCCUGGCUCAGGAAAGAUGGCUUUUGCUAUCACAGCCACGUUUUUUAAUACACGGCUCAUGUUGUUUUGAGAAGUCCUUUUUUCCCCCCCAGCAAGUUUCCUUGAAUGAGAAAAAAUUCCCAUUCAGAAAUCACACCACGGUGCUUGUUGCCCAGAAUUCAGCUGAACAUGCCUAUAAGUUUGGCAUGAAGAAAAGCCAACUAUGCACUUGUAACCUAGAUGCUCUAAGGAAAUAAGUCGUACUGUUGCUAUCAAAUGAUAUAUGCAUGUAGGUAUCGUUACAUGGUAUGAGGGAGUUUUCUGUACCCUUUUAAAAUCUUAAUUUCCUAAAUUUAUUUUUUAAUUGUACAUAUUUCUGCCAAGUUAUUGCCCAUGUUUGUAUUUUUAAAUAUGUACUUUGCCUUACACACCUGUGUUUUACAUUGCUGGUGAACCUGCCACACGUGUUUACAAGGCAUUCAGUCCUCCUAGUGGCUUUUCAGACUUACCAAUACUUGCUGCUGUCUUUGCCUAUCCUUGUUGGAAGGAUAUACCCUAUACAGCAGGGAAACUGCUGCUAAUACCCAGAGGCCCUUCCCUCCUCAUUUGAUGUUCCUGCCUUAUGUGAUGAGACGACAGCUGGUUGGGUGCUUGUCAGUUUCAAAGAGGAAAUGCCUCUGAUUGAGGGGAUGAGAGGGCUGUCUUUCUGUAUAAUUGGAAGUAUGCAGAAGUCAACAAAGUACAUAACGAAAACAAGUAGCUAGUCGUGCUAUCUUUUGUGUACUGACUGAAGAAUCCCAUUGAUAUUUUUGGGCAGGUCGCAUUUAAACUUCGUCAGUGCCUGCCUCUUAAAAUGGACGUUUAAAAUCUCUUCACAAAGAGGGUACUUGAUAUUGGAAUUUCCCAGCACUCAGAUUUUUAUCUAGUUUCUAUAGAUUAGUGGAUUAAAAGCCAUGCAGUUUUACUUGAAUUGGAAAGUGGGCAAGAUCUCUUAGUCAUGGAUUGCAGCUCCACCAGUCUAAUCCCCUUCUUGAUCAAAGAAGGGGCCUCUUCCCAUGUUUGUUAGUUAUUUUUAAAAAAUAUCUAGGAUUCAUGCCACUUUCUAAAGACAGAAUUUGGGAAUGGUUUGAGCACAUGUCACCUGCCAAGGAAGACUCAGCUGGGAAUGCUGAUUUUCUACAUAAAUCUUGAAGGUAGGUGGAAAUGAGUCCUACACUGCAUUUUUAUAUGAGGUGAUUUGCAGAAGCAUUCAUGUGCAUCACAAGCAUAGCGUGGGGAAGUCAAAUUAUAAAAAUUUCUUUUGAUCUUAACACCCCAGUUAAAUAAUGAUCUACUGAUAAGGAUUGUCUUCCAAAAUUAUAUAUAACCAAUAGCAUGUAGGGGAACUGAGACAUGUGCUGUUAGUCCAAUGCAUUGUAUUUAAAGUGCUGAGCAGAAAACAAUAUGAGGUACCCAGUCAUUUUAGGCAAAUCUAUCCUGCCUCGUUAAAAAAUUGGCUCUAACUAAUUAGAUGUCACAUUCUUCAGAGACGAAGAAAUGCUAAUUUGUUGUUUUAUUAGGAAACUAUUUAACUGAUUUUAUUUAUUCAGAAAACUCAGAUGUUGCCUUUCUUAACCAAGCUACAUGACCAGAUUUUAUAAACUGUUUUUAUAAAGCUCAGCCAUUGUGAUCAUUUCGAAGGCAUAUUACAUUCUGCAAACAUUCUGCUGCUACAUCAUAAUAUACAUUCAACAAAUAAAAAUUCCUGAAAGAAAAAAAAACUGCCAGUUUAGUAGAGGAGACGUCUCGUUACCAGUUAAUUACUGGGACAUCCUAGGGCUUUCUGUGUUUAGAGGUUUGGAUAUAUUGAAGAAGCGUGGAAACAUGAAUUUGAUAAACUAGUGCCUAUGAUUUACUUAAUUUAUGUUUGAUGAUAGUAGUAAGGGUUUUAUGAAUGUGGAUAAUUUUUUGUGCCAACAGCUGAGAAUUGUUGUAUGUAUGUAGGCAGAAAAGAAAGAGUUCUGCUUCCAAAGUUAUUUAAUUUUUUCCUCAGUGUUUGAACGUUUUUCUAAGUGUUAAUAAAAGUUAAAAAGGAAAAAUAUAAAUAUUAU
Molecule: messenger RNA, 4207 nt
Organism: Gekko japonicus
Lineage: Eukaryota; Metazoa; Chordata; Lepidosauria; Squamata; Gekkonidae
Gene: SLAIN2
Product: SLAIN motif family member 2
Exons: 8
Biological process (GO): cytoplasmic microtubule organization; positive regulation of microtubule polymerization; microtubule nucleation
Cellular component (GO): microtubule plus-end
Source: RefSeq, a predicted model, not a curated record